AUGCAGCAAAAUACGCCUCAGCAGCCGCAGGUUCUCAUGGUCGGCCCCGCUGCCGCCAGCGCCGCCGCUGCUGAUGAUGGCUCUGGCCGUCGAGCGUGCGACCAGUGCCGUCUCCGCAAGAUUCGCUGCGACAAGGACUGGCCUUGCGCCAAUUGUCGAACAGCCAAGCGACCAUGUACAUCCACUGGUGCUGGCCAACGCCCCAAAGAACCCCGUCAACGUGUUCUCAUCUCUUCUCAAUAUGAGCGCAAGAUUGACCAAAUAGAGUCGCGCCUCGGGAGCAUCGAGACGCUUCUCAAGAAUCUCUCCAUGUCGGGCGUCCCCAGCGACGCAACCAGCCGCAUCAUCUCCACUCCGCAAACGGGAAGCAGCGGCCCGACAUGCGAGUCCACGGCCGAUUUUGACAGCAGCGAGGAGGACGCAGCUUUUGGCGGCGACUCGGGCCUGACCGUUCACACAGCUUUUGCCAGCGAGUUCCUCGAGCGCGCCGUCAAACGGACGUCGCUCCGUUCGGCCAAUCCUAAAAUGGAGGCGGCCCUGGCGAAUCUUGGCCAGCUCGUCGAGAUGCAGCAGAGCCGUCCGGAGCACCGGCCCCGAUUUCCGCUGCAAAGAGCUGUUCCGCCUGGUGGUGUUUCCAAACUGCCUCUGCCACCCAUGGCUUUGGUCGUUGAGCUGCUCAAGAAAAAUAAAGGCUCUCCGGUUACUCUAUUCACAAUCAUGUGUGACUUGGUUGGCGUCACUGACAUUACGACCCUGUGUCGAGCCGUGUACUUUCCCACCGAAGACGUGUCUGAUGCCACAUUUGCUGUCGUCAGCGCUCUUCUCUACAACUUGUUCCUGGAGCAGCACUCCCUCUCUUCAGAUCCAGCUGUGAGGGAGGAGUACAACCGCCAUUUCCAAUUAUGCCGCGCAAACCUUGAAACGACACUUGCCAACCUACCCAUGCUCUUAUCCGCAAAGAUUGACAAUGUUCAAGCACUGUUACUCGGGAGCCUCUAUGCCGUCGACGUCUCCCGCCCGACCGUCGCCUGGCACUUUGCUUCCGCCGGCGCCCAGCUCUGCCUCACCGGCGGCUUCCACCGCCAGGACAGCCUCGCGCACGACCCGCCGGAAAUAUCGCGUAUCAAGCGCAUCCUCUUCUGGCACAUCUACACCCUUGACAAGGGUCUCGGCCUGCGCCUCGGCCGCGCCUCCGUCAUCCACGAAUGCGACAUUGAUAUUCCCCGCGUCUUCGAGUUUGAUCUUCUCGACUCUGGCGGCGCCGACACCGUGCCGACCAUGUGGGUCGAAAUCUCGGGCCUGCAGAGCGUCAUCUAUGAGCAGCUGUACAGCCCCGCGGCGCUGCACUGUCCGCAGGAGGAGCUGGUGCAGCGCGCGCGCGCCUUGGCCGAGCAGUGCCACAAGCUCGGUGUGCGUGGCGACCAGGCGCGUAGCAACGCAUACAGCUACAUCAAGCAGAUGAACAUUUCGGACGUGGUGGAUGUGUUUAUUCGUGGUGACGAAGUGCAGUACUACGUUACGCAGACGCUCAUCUACAGAGUCAUCCCGGCGCCGGAGCGCUCUGUGAGUCGCUUCUGCGACGAGUGUUUGGAGGCAGCACGCAGGGCCAUGAGUGCGCACCAAGACUGCGCGCGCUUAAUAGACCUCGGGAGUUUUGUCAAGACCAUCUACGUCCACUGGAACCUCCUCCUCACACCAUUUGCCCCCUUCUUCGUGCUCUUCUGCUACGUUAUCGAAACGUCCUCGGCCGACGACCUCAAGAUCCUCAAGGAGUUCGUGGCCUCGCUCGCCCUCGCGCGGGACUCGUCCGAGGCGGUGGAGAAGCUGUACCGGCUGUGCCAGGUCAUGUACGACGUGCUGACGCUGUACGUCGAGGCCAAGUCGUCGCAGCAGCAGCAGGACAGCACCGGCGGCGGCAGCCACGGCGGCGUCGUGCCCAUCGGGGACGAGUUUGAAAUGUACCUCAGCCAGCUCGGCCUCAUGCCCAUGGAGGACCAGGCCAUGACGGGCCACGAUGCGAGCGCAGCGGGCGUCCAGGGUGGGACGACGACGGCGGCUGGUGGGGGCCAGGUGCCGCACAAUCCGCAGGUCGCGCAGAUUGCGGACUGGUUCGUCAACAACCGCAACAUGAUGGGCCUGCUGGAGGAGGACCUGUCGCACAUUGAGUCCUACCGCUGGCUGCAGCCGGGGGCGGCGCAUCUGCAGCAGCAGCAACAGCAGCAGCAGGCGGGACAGGUGCCGGGUGCGGGAAGCGGUCCGGUGCAUGGACACCAUCAUACCGGUUCCAUGUAA
Messenger RNA from Akanthomyces muscarius, 2292 nucleotides. RefSeq lists its product as uncharacterized. The transcript has 7 exons. Bases 1 to 2292 code for a protein of 763 amino acids. Gene Ontology annotation, biological process: regulation of DNA-templated transcription; DNA-templated transcription. Gene Ontology annotation, molecular function: DNA binding; DNA-binding transcription factor activity, RNA polymerase II-specific; zinc ion binding. NCBI's taxonomy places the organism in Eukaryota, Fungi, Ascomycota, Sordariomycetes, Hypocreales, Cordycipitaceae. The record is from RefSeq and is a predicted model, not a curated record.